GGCUAUGGCGGACAGGUGUAGGUGAAGGAGGGGGGGCGGAGGUUGAAGGUGCAUGGCUAUGGUGGACAAGCUCAACGCGCAGACAAUCAGGAACGCCGGCCCUCUCCCACACAUCGAUGACCUUCUCGAGCGAUUGGGCGGCGCCAAGUUUUUCUCCAAGCUCGAUCUCAAGUUGGGAUAUCACCAACUCGAGAUUCGCAAGGAGGACCGUUACAAGACUGCGUUUAAGACGCGAUAUGGGCAUUUCGAAUGGCUGGUUAUGCCAUUUGGCCUUACGAAUGCCCCGGCCACUUUCCAAGCGGCUAUAACAACGGAGUUCCGACACAUGCUGGAUCGAUACGUACUUAUCUACCUCGACGACAUCCUGGUGUACAGCCAGAGUUUGGAGGAGCAUGUGGAACACCUGCGCACCGUUUUGGAGCGGCUACGACAAACCAAAUACAAAGCCAACCACGACAAGUGUGAAUUCGAGCGGCAGGAGCUGGAGUACUUGGGCCAUUAUGUGACGCCGCAAGACAUCCAUCCGCUCACGGACAAGAUCGAGGCCCUACGAGUAUGGCCCGAGCCCACCAACACCACGGGCGUUCUUUCAUUCAUGGGAUUGGCGGGGUACAGGAUUGCUGCACCUAUGACGAGGUUACAAUCGGCAAAGGUGCCAUUCGUAUUCGAUGACGACGCACGCCGGUCAUUCCAAACACUUAAGAUGGCUAUGCUCAUGGCACCCGUCCUUAGCAUCUAUGACCCCACACUGCCUAUGAGAGUGACUACGGACGCUUCCGGCUACGGCAUUGGGGCAGUCUUGGAACAACACGACCGCGACGACUGGCACCCUGUGGAGUAUUUCAGCCACAAAGUGUCUCCCAUCAACUCACUUGAUGAUGCAAGGAAGAAGGAGCUACUCGCGUUCGUCAUGGCUCUCAAGCGAUGGUGACACUUCCUCCUUGGCCGUCGUAGGUUCACAUGGGUCCCAGACAACAAUCCAUUGACCUACUACAAGACACAGGAUACG
Messenger RNA from Chara braunii, 1009 nucleotides. Lineage: Eukaryota; Viridiplantae; Streptophyta; Charophyceae; Charales; Characeae. The record is from the annotation of a GenBank genome assembly.